Molecule: messenger RNA, 1057 nt
Organism: Myzus persicae (green peach aphid)
Lineage: Eukaryota; Metazoa; Arthropoda; Insecta; Hemiptera; Aphididae
Product: twist-related protein 2-like
Exons: 4
Coding region: 280-999 (239 amino acids)
Biological process (GO): regulation of transcription by RNA polymerase II; mesoderm formation
Cellular component (GO): nucleus
Molecular function (GO): DNA-binding transcription factor activity, RNA polymerase II-specific; protein dimerization activity; RNA polymerase II cis-regulatory region sequence-specific DNA binding
Source: RefSeq, a predicted model, not a curated record
AACAUAUUAUUCAGUCGCUUCUGACAAGUAUCGUCACCGCCGUCUGUAUACGCGGUAUGUAGGUAUCCAUUAUAAAAUUAGUACGGUUUUGGUUCCCGGACGAUUCGAAUGCUACCAUUAAAAAGCCAUCAACCGUUUUCGCUCGACACAUAAUAGCUACAUUAUAAUAGUUGCCUACCAGCACUGUAGUAUAGGUGUAGACAUCUAGUGGCCUCACUCGGGCGAAGAACUGUCUUUCCGUUUCCCGAUCAAGAAAAAAGUAAAAAACAAUCGACAAACAUGAGCGAACCAUCGCCCAGAGGAAUCGAAGUGGACACGAGAUCCGUUAUACAAGAAAACGUCGCUCGAAGCGUGUACGUGAACAAACCGCACGUGGACACGGCAGUCUCGGCGAUCAACACGUCAUCCGUGCACUACGACCAAAGUUCGUCGGACUCGACCACCAUUUGCACUCUCAGCAACGUGCUGCCGCCCUUGGCUUACGACUACCAACACCAUCCACCUUUGACCAACGUCCAGAUCGGUGCGCCCGGGAUACCACAGCCUCCCGUGUACGGCACUCCCCGCGACGAACAUCAGUACUCGCCCACGGUGACGGGCGUCGGCCCCAACUGUUACAUGCAGACCGAGGUCAAGUCCAGCUCGAGGGUGCGCUCGUACGAAUCCGAGAGAGACUAUAAAAAAUCCGCUUGUGACAGAGAACGGACCAGAAUGCGAGACAUGAAUAAAGCUUUCGACCUGCUAAGAAACCGUUUGCCUAAGAGUAAGCCACCAGGGAAGAAACUAUCUAAAAUCGAGUCGUUGAGGAUGGCCAUACGGUACAUUCGACAUUUACAAGCGAUCUUGGAGUAUGGGCCAGAAUACGAGACAAAACUCUACACUGCACCAUCGUGUACCCAAUACCUACCGCCGCCGACGUACUACGGUUACCAGCCCCAAUAUGGUCAAUGUUGGAACGCUGCAGGUGAUUAUCCUCCGAACGUAAACAACCAAUAUUAGUUAUUAACAAAAACGUUCCAGAGCGUUAUGCUUACAAUCUUACAUAAUAAUUUUAACA